GCUGAAAGCUCACUGUAAUCUUAAUUGUGUUUCACAAUUCAAAGCUUUUCAUUUCUUAUUCAAGAACCCUUUUCAUGUAAUGUUAUUGAAUUUAUGUUCCAUUUUAUGCUUUUCACGAUUCUUAAUCGUUGGACCAUGUUACUUCAGAUGGUGCAUAAGUCAGACAUGUCGUUUCCCCCAUUAAAGAACGACUUAAUAAUUCGUGCGGCUUUUGGAGAAGUGGUUGAACGUGUCCCAGUUUGGAUAAUGCGACAGGCUGGAAGAUAUCUACCAGAAUAUCGAGAGGAGCGAAAGAAACACGACUUCUUUACAAUCUGCCAAACUCCAGAACUAGCUUGUGAAGUUACCCUGCAACCUAUCAGGCGAUUUGAUUUUGACGCUGCCAUUAUAUUUUCAGACAUACUGGUGAUCCCACAAGCACUUGGGAUGGAAGUGUUGAUGAAACCAGGAGUGGGACCUGUAUUUCCAGAACCUCUUGUUCACCCUUCGGACCUCAGCAAACUUGAUACCAAUGUUGAUGUGAGGACCAAACUAAAUUAUGUAUACGAAGCUAUAACAUUGACAAGACACAAGCUCGAGGGUAAAGUGCCAUUAAUUGGUUUCACUGGAGCCCCGUAUACAUUGAUGGGGUACAUGAUUGAAGGAGGUGGUAGCAAAACUAUGAGUAAAGCCAAGAAGUGGCUCUACGCCGAGCCUGAAGCAAGCCACAAAUUAUUGAAAUUAUUGACUAAAGUUAUUAUAGCUUACCUCAUUGAACAGGUAGCAGCAGGAGCACAGUUACUGCAAGUAUUUGAAAGCAGUGCAGAAUACCUGGGUCCUACCCUGUUUGAGGAAUACUCCCUUCCCUACCUGGAAGAAAUAGCAGCCGGAGUUAAAGAUGGCAUUACCCAGAGGGGUCUGGGUGAUGUUCCUUUGAUCGUGUUUGCAAAGGGUGCUUAUCAUUCUAUAUCUAAACUCAGUUAUGCUGGCUACAAUGUGGUAGGGCUGGAUUGGACUGUGGACCCUAAUAUUGCCAGAGAUUUUGUGCACAUAGCUGUCCAAGGAAACCUCGACCCUUGCGCUCUUUAUGCGCCUAAAGAAGAUUUGAUUGCAAAAACAACAGAAAUGGUCCGGGCAUUUGGAGUGCGGAACUACAUAGCUAACCUUGGUCACGGAAUAUACCCCGACAUGGACCCUGAAAGUGUGCGAACGUUUGUUGACACAGUUCACAGAGUCAGCGAAGAGAUUAUGAAGAAGGGAGACCCUUACAGUCAGCUCUAUACUUAGAUCAGAUGAUAGGUUUAUAAUUGGCACUGAGUUAUUCAGUACGACAAAUUAUCAUAAUUAUUGGUCUGAUCGUCUGUUUAAGUUAUAUCUUUUUGACCCAAGCUUUGAAUGUGGUACCCUCAUUAUUGACAAAUGGCUGGCUUUAGUCUAUAUCUAUAUUGAAUUUUCAGAUCUUAAUUUAUAAUACUUAAUUUAUAAUGUUUUAAACUUUAGACUUUAUUUUGAGUUUAUUGCUUGAAGAUUUACAAGUUACAUAAUGUAGCAAUUUUGUGAACUUAUUUAAUUCCAAUUUCUAAUGGCUG
This is a messenger RNA of Bolinopsis microptera, 1568 nucleotides long. RefSeq names its product uroporphyrinogen decarboxylase-like. The record is from RefSeq and is a predicted model, not a curated record. Gene Ontology annotation, molecular function: uroporphyrinogen decarboxylase activity. The coding region runs from base 94 to 1266 and encodes 390 amino acids. The transcript is spliced from 5 exons. Gene Ontology annotation, biological process: heme biosynthetic process. NCBI's taxonomy places the organism in Eukaryota, Metazoa, Ctenophora, Tentaculata, Lobata, Bolinopsidae. Gene Ontology annotation, cellular component: cytosol.